AUGAUCAAACUCUUGGCGUUCAUAACAGGAUUCGGAGAUGAGCCCACACAUUCUCUUCCACUCAACAAUGAUUCCUUUGCGCAGUGUUCAAGCGUCUAACCCGAGUGGACGUAUUUAAAGUCCCUUCCGCCUCCUCCAUAUUUGUCUGGUCCCGUAUUGUCAUUGAGCAGUCACGUUCCCAAAGCCAUACGUAGCAAGAUGCACAACUCUUGUGAGCUAAGCGAUGAGUCAAUCUACCUCGGCAUCUCGGCUUCUCUCGUUGAAGAGGCUACUGGUCUUCCGGAUCAUCCCGACUCGGUCGACAACCACUACAAGGCCAUACCGACAAUUUUUGCAACAUGCCCCCUUUUACACCAUUUCUCCAUUCCAACAGGGCCUCUCACAACUGACUAUCUGGACGUCUACUUGGCCCGACUACACAUUCUCUUGCCUUGGUCUACUCGUCUCAUUUGCAUAGUCAGACGCAUUAAGUUGCAUUGUUUCGCGCCUGCCUCGGCUACGUCCCAUACCAUCUUCCUCAUCGCUGAGGCCGUUACUCACCUCUCUUUCUAUCGCUCUCUCGCGCUUUCUCGCUCUCUCGCUCUCACUCUCUGCUCAUUUUGUCUAUCAUGGCCAUUGACUGUUGGGACGCCUUUGGCUCAUGUCCACUUGUUAACGCUCUAUUGA
Protopolystoma xenopodis is the source of this 666-nucleotide messenger RNA. Lineage: Eukaryota; Metazoa; Platyhelminthes; Monogenea; Polystomatidea; Polystomatidae. The record is from the annotation of a GenBank genome assembly.